Chara braunii is the source of this 1835-nucleotide messenger RNA. NCBI's taxonomy places the organism in Eukaryota, Viridiplantae, Streptophyta, Charophyceae, Charales, Characeae. The record is from the annotation of a GenBank genome assembly.
UGAGUCUUAGAGUGAGUCAGUAGGUCUGUCAGUCAGGGGUUAAAGUCUACGUGGUGAGGAGUGGAAUCAUUCUGAUUGUGCAUCUAUCACCAUGGUUGAGACCCGUAAAGGGACGAUUACGACCCCCUAUACUGCUGAGCAGCAAGAGAAAAUGGCCGCCUUAGUGAGAGAAAAUAAGGAGAGAAAAGAGCGUGAAAAGCAGGCGAAGUUAAAGGCGAUUGCAGAUGAACAGGCGGCGAAAAUGAAAGAGAUCAAGGAGGAGAUGGAGAGAAAGAAGAAGGCUGCUGAAGAAGAAGCGGCAGCAGAAGAAGAGAAGCAGAGGAUGAGAAUUGAGAGUGGGGAAGGAAGCAGCGGUGGCACGAUGCAGAAGGACACAGAUGCAGAGAUUGAGAGGAAGAUAACUGAGUGGGUUGCUAACUUAUCGUUAGGCGAAGAUGAGGAGGCACAGAUGUAUGUGCCACAGGAAGAGAAGGAGGCGUUUGCCAGGGCCCUUGAAGUCAUUAAGGACCCCCUUCAACGUCAAGAGGCUGAGGAGGAGAAGAGACUGGAGUGGAAGUUGAGGAUGAAGAGGGAGCAGAAAAGGAGAAGGGAGGAAGCUAACCGGUUGACCGCAGAGGUAGAAAAGGUGCGGACGUGUAGACAGGAAGUCCAGGCACAGGCAGAUGUUUCUGCCAAGAUGGAUAAGGUAUUGGGGUACUUGGAAGUCUUGAGUGAGGCCUGGUUAGAGGAACGGCACGCCAAUCAGGGUCAGGACAUCACCCUGAAGGCCAUGCGGUCAGGUUUCAGAGAGUUUGCGCGCGAGAUCGUCACCCACAUUGGGGGCGAAGUCAGGCAACUGAGAGAGAAUGUAGGAAAAUACUGCGAAGGCGCCAUUGAGGGCCCCAAGGCCAUAGCUGCUGUAGAGGGCGAAGGUAGACCCUGUAAAGAGCCUGUAAAGCUCAAGUUCCCAGAUGCGUACGGGGGUAAGAAGGAGGAGAUCUUUGACAACAAGGAGGCCAGUGUCAACAACUAUAUCUAUUUGCAGCACAUCCUGACAGAAGAGCAAGUCCUCGUGGCCUUCCAGGCCCUCAAGGACGAAGCAGCUAGCUUUGCUAGAUCUCUUGCGCGUGCGGCCGGUUGCGAAAACAACCUGGUCGCAUAUUCCAAAGUCACCCCCCUUCCUCAAUUCCUCAAGCUCCUCAAGGAGCGAUUUGCUGACCCAACGCGAGGCGUUAGAGCCUCAGACAAGUUGCAGACAAUCCACUCACGGCAGUGGAGGAGUGCCAAGGCACUCAAGGGUACAAUGGACGACUUGGUAGCCGUCCCGGACCAUGGGGUCACUGAGCCCCAGUUGGUCCAGUUGUUUUAUCAUGCCAUGCCAGAGGCCCUACGCGGGCAUUUCUUUGACAAAUCUCAACAGGCCGGCAUCACUUACGAUGCAUUGAGUAGAGAAGUCGUCCUGUAUGAGUCGAAGUCUAUGCCAGUUACCACUUUCUGGCACAAAGACUUGGAGAAGGGGAAAAAGUGGAAGGACCGCACCAUGUCAUGCCAAGUUAAGGCCAAGGAUCAUUUGAUCCUAACAUUAGAGGAAGGUGGUACGGACGAGGUCCCAUAUGAACAGAUUGAGUGGGGCCUAGGGGAAGAGGACAGUGGUGUGGGACAGGGGAGGUCUUAUGCUGCUGUGGCGUCUAGAGGGAGGCCGCAAGGUAGAGGAGGAGGCCAGGGCCAAAGGGGCCAGGCCAUGGGAGGCCGAGGACCGGGCGCACAGGGGGUUGGCGGCCAAGGAAACCGCUAAGCGGGAGGUAGGGGUCAAGGUCCCCCGCCAAAUCGCCAGGGUUUAAAUCGGUUCCCACAGC